This is a messenger RNA of Fragaria vesca subsp. vesca, 1284 nucleotides long. RefSeq lists its product as uncharacterized. The transcript is spliced from 2 exons. Lineage: Eukaryota; Viridiplantae; Streptophyta; Magnoliopsida; Rosales; Rosaceae. Gene Ontology annotation, biological process: mRNA transcription; response to light stimulus. The record is from RefSeq and is a predicted model, not a curated record. Gene Ontology annotation, cellular component: nucleus. Bases 189 to 773 code for a protein of 194 amino acids.
GAAGAAAAAGAGGAGCUAAAGCACUUUCAUUGGUCCCAUACCAUGUCUCCUCACUAGCCAUAGCCCCCUUGAUGUGAUCUUGAAAUAUUAUUUUUUCUUUUUCUUUUCUUUUUUUCCUUCAAUCUUCCACUCAAAUUUUGUUUUCUUCUCCCCCCAAAUUCCUUUGCAGCUUCACUCGCCCAAUAAUCAUGUCGAGCAACAAAGGAAAAGAUGUAGCAGAAGCAUCGUCUUCUUCUGCUAACAAUUCUGCUGCUGCUGCUGUCGACGAUCCUGAUCAGCAGCAGCAGAAGCAGCCACCGGCUCAGCUGAGCCGGUACGAGUCGCAAAAGAGGAGGGAUUGGAACACCUUCGGGCAGUACUUGAGGAACCAGAGACCCCCGGUGGCUCUUUCGCAGAGCAACUCCAGCCAUGUGCUCGAUUUCCUCAGGUACUUGGAUCAAUUUGGGAAGACCAAGGUGCACUUACAAGGGUGCGUCUUCUUUGGGCAGCCUGAACCUCCCGGACCUUGCACCUGUCCGCUCAGGCAAGCUUGGGGCAGCCUUGAUGCACUGAUCGGACGCCUCAGAGCUGCUUAUGAAGAGAAUGGUGGGUUGCCUGAAUCAAACCCAUUUGCAAGUGGAGCUAUAAGAGUGUAUCUGCGUGAAGUGAGAGACUCUCAGGCCAAGGCUAGAGGGAUUCCUUACAAGAAGAAGAAAAAGAAGAGGAAUCUGAUCAAGGCCAACCAUGAUCACAGUAGUAAUCCAAACUUCACCACCAUGCAGCAGCGAUCUUAAUCGAUCCACCUCAACAGUAUAUGGAGCAUAAACUCAAAUGCACCAUGAAGCAGCUAGCCUCGGAGCUCGAUCUACUGCUCGAUCUGGAUAUAUUGCAAUACUCAACUCCAUGCAUGCUGAUGCCACCUUUGAUCAAGUCGAUCCUUGUUUAUUUUCUUUAAAUUAGCACUUGUUUAUUUACUAUUUUAAUGAGAAUUAAAACGUGAAAUGUCGGUAAAGAUGAAGCUAGCUGCACUGGAGAUGAGUAAGUUCCCUCUACAACUUAAGCUUUCUUGUAGGCUAUUUAAUUAGUCAGCAAAUUAACGCCAUAUAUAUAUAUGGUUAAGUUUAAAUUUACUAUGAACAUGUAUCUUCAAGUCUCUCCAUUGAUGCAAGAAUUGUGCUUGAAUUGUUCUUGAUUCUGCAUUAAUAUAUAUACUAGCAGCUGGUAGAAGAAGUUAUCAUUGUUGAUAAUUGUGAGUUUUUAUGAGUAUAUAUAUCGGUAUAUUACAAAAAGACAAUAGUUCUUCAC